UAUACAUUACUAAUUAGUAAUCAUUUUUAAAUGAUGUUCAAUAAUAAUUUUUAAUUAUUUUGUGAAUUAGUUUAAAAAGAAAGAUUUAAAUACUUACUAGACUAUUGCACUUGGCUAUAUAAUUAUCUACAUUUUCUUAUUAUAUGUAUAUGUAUAGGUAUAUAGGAAUUUAUAAUAUAAUUAAAUAAUUAGGUCACAUCAUACCUACUAUCACAUGCGCCAUAUAACACUGUCACUUGAGAUGACAUAAAUGUGUACGCCAUUUAGUGCGAAACGAUGCAAUUAAAAUACCAGAUCCUGAUCAUAUAGGUACCUACAGCAAGUCGGCGAAAUAAAAUAGUUAUGGGCAUCAGUCCUUAACAGUGAGAACUUAGUGACAUAUUAUACAAAUAUCAUUAGUACAUAUGAAUUAAAGUUAACAAUGAAUACUUUACUGAUAGGAUUAAGCUUUUCGCUCAUAUGUUAUUUAAACGGGCUUGACGACAAAAAAACAUAUUGGGGCACAGGAACUAUGGAUUUAGAAGCAUUGCCAUUAGAAAAACUUUUGAAAAUGAAAAAAGAACUUCGGAUAAAAGAUGAACGUUCGGAACGACGGGCAGACGAGGAGGCGGCGUCGUCUAUGUUCCCGAUGGAAAAGGACGUCCCGAACGCCAUGGCCUUACGGAGAACCACAGACGUUCUGCACUCGUCGGCGGCCGGCAGUUCGAUGCAAACAGCCUUUCAGAUGUCCCUUACCGUCCUGUCGUUUUUAGCGUUCGGCGGCUACGUGAUCAGCCUGGUUGCGCAGAACAUGCGCAGACCUGCACAGUCGCACGACGGCGUCACAGCGUCGCACCCGCUCAAAGCCGUGGUGGUCAACCGAAACAAACGGCCGGGUCUGUUACUCAGACCGUCCGGUCCCACGACCACGGUCAGCUUUGGCCGGCGCAAACGGAGCCGAAGGUUCCCGCGAACCACGGCGACAUGUUUUUAGUAACGGUUUUUUCUAUAUUGUGCAUUUUUAAUUUAAAAAAAAUAGUAACAACGACUGACUUAAACGUAAUAUUAUUAUUUUAAAUACCGCGCGUAUAAUCGUAAUAUUAUAUAAACUAUAUCAAUUCAAUAUUAAAUUAUUUAAAACCUACUGAAUUUUACGAAUACCUACCUCGUAAAGACCGUAAAGUCGUAACAUAAAUAACAUGUUAUCAUUUUCUGUUUAAUUUUGUAUUUUUUUGAAAUGUUGAUUUGAAUUUGUAUAAAGAAUUUAAAUUCCAAGUUUUAAUAUUAAUAAAAAUGAAUUGAUUUAUAUACAUA
Rhopalosiphum padi (bird cherry-oat aphid) is the source of this 1293-nucleotide messenger RNA. RefSeq lists its product as uncharacterized. The record is from RefSeq and is a predicted model, not a curated record. The coding region runs from base 422 to 973 and encodes 183 amino acids. Lineage: Eukaryota; Metazoa; Arthropoda; Insecta; Hemiptera; Aphididae. The transcript is spliced from 2 exons.